AUGGACGUCAACGACGUGCUGCUGCUGGCGUCGGCGGUGGUGCUGGGGCUGGUGUGGUGGCGGCGGUGCUCCAAGACGGGCGGCGUCGACGGCCUCCCUCCGGGCCCGCCGGGGUGGCCGGUGGUGGGCAACCUCUUCCAGGUGAUCCUGCAGCGCCGCCCCUUCAUGUACGUCGUCCGCGACCUCCGGGAGAAGUACGGGCCCAUCUUCACGAUGCGCAUGGGCCAGCGCACCCUCGUCAUCGUCACCGACGCCGACCUCAUCCACGACGCGCUCGUCAAGCAGGGCCCCAUGUUCGCCAGCCGCCCGGCCGACAGCCCCAUCCGCCUCCUCUUCAGCGUCGGCAAGUGCACCGUCAACUCCGCCCCCUACGGCCCGCUCUGGCGCGCGCUCCGCCGGAACUUCGUCGCCGAGAUCGUGUCGCCGCAGCGGGUCAAGGGCUUCUCGUGGAUCCGGGAGUGGGCCAUGGGCAACCACCUCCGCCGGAUACGCGCCGAGCACGCCAAGACCGGCGCCGUCCGCAUGAUGGCCACCUGCCGCCUCACCAUCUGCAGCAUCCUCAUCUGCAUCUGCUUCGGCGCCAAGAUCCCCGACGAGCUCAUCGUGGAGAUCGAGGAGGUGCUCAAGGACGUGAUGAUGAUCUCGCUGCCCAAGCUCCCGGACUUCCUGCCGCUCCUCACGCCGCUCUUCCGGAGGGAGCUCGCCGAGGCCAAGAACCUGCGCCGGCGGCAGCUCAACUGCCUGCUGCCGCUGGUGCGCGCCAGGCGGGAGUUCCUCCGGACCGGCGGCAACGCGUGCAAGGCGCCCGGGGAGGGGAACAGGGUGAUCGGCGGCGUGGAGAUGAUGAGCCCGCCCGGGGAGGCGUACGUGGACUCGCUGUUCGACCUGGAGCCGCCGGGCAGAGGGAAGCGGCUCGGCGAGGAGGAGCUGGUCACGCUCUGCUCCGAGGUGAUGAGCGCCGGCACCGACACCAGCGCCACCGCGCUGGAGUGGGUCAUGAUGCACCUCAUCCUCGACCCGGCGGCGCAGGAGAGAGUCUACGACGAGGUCGUCGCCAAGGCCGGCAAGACCGCCCGGAUCACCGAGGCCGACGUCGAGGCCUUGCCAUACUUGCAGGCGGUGGUGAAGGAGACGUUCCGGCGGCACCCGCCGAGCCACUUCGUGCUGUCGCACGCGGCGACGAGGGACGCGGAGCUGGGCGGGUACCGGGUGCCGGCGAACGCCAGCGUGGAGUUCUACACGGCGUGGGUGACGGAGAACCCGGAGACGUGGCCGGACCCGGACGCGUGGCGGCCGGAGCGGUUCCUCGAGGGCGGCGAGGGCCACGACACCGACAUCACCGGCACGCGCGCGCUCCGCAUGAUGCCGUUCGGCGCCGGCCGCCGCAUCUGCCCCGCCGCCACCCUCGGCGUGCUCCACAUCCAGCUCACGCUCGCCAACAUGAUCCGCGAGCUCCGGUGGACUCCCCCCGCGGGCGAGGGGCCGCGAAUUGAUUUCCUCCGUCGACCCGGAAUGCACGGCGCGGCGCGUACCACGUCACGGAUAGGUGACUAA
Triticum turgidum subsp. durum (durum wheat) is the source of this 1554-nucleotide messenger RNA. The record is from the annotation of a GenBank genome assembly. Lineage: Eukaryota; Viridiplantae; Streptophyta; Magnoliopsida; Poales; Poaceae.